Messenger RNA from Arabidopsis arenosa, 626 nucleotides. Lineage: Eukaryota; Viridiplantae; Streptophyta; Magnoliopsida; Brassicales; Brassicaceae. The record is from the annotation of a GenBank genome assembly.
CAACAAUCACAUUCUUCUCCAAAAGAAAACAAAUCUCUCUCCCUAUUUCUCUCCUCUGCUUCACCACCAAAAAGCAUCUUCUUCUCUCGUCUUCUCCGGUUAAACUAAAAUCUGUGUGAAUCGUUUGUGAAUGGUGGAAACUAAUCCGAUCGGUGUUUACGAAGAUGUUGCUCUACAACAAGCAGAAGAAGAACCAAAACGCUAAAGGGAAUAGAAUUCUCAUUAGCGUUACGGUUUUGGGUAGUGCCGGUCCGAUCCGGUUUGUUGCUUUUGAGGAUGAUCUUGUUGCCUCUGUUAUCGAUACUGCUCUUAAAUGUUACGCUCGUGAAGGUCGUCUUCCACUUCUUGGAUCUGAUUUCAAUGAUUUUCUUCUUUAUUGUCCUAUGGUUGGACCUGAAGCUUUAAGCACAUGGAAUGCAAUUGGGUCUCUUGGAGCAAGGAACUUUAUGUUGUGUAGGAAACCAGAAGAGAAGAAGGUUGAGGAAAGUAAUGGAAGAUCUAACUCUACCAUUAAUGGAGCAAGAAAAGGUGGAAGCUUGAAGGCUUGGAUCAACAAAUCCUUCAAUCUCAAAGUCUCAAGCCAUUAAGAUUAUGUUUCUUCUCUUUAAUGAAACAAUAAGACCAAU